AUGGCAGUUCUAAUCCUGGUUAAUGGAUUCCAAGGAGAUCACUGUGGAAACCGCAAACACAUUUCUAUUGCUGCAGACAAUCGUGCACUUCAGACUUUUACAUUUAGAGAGGAACAGAUCAAGUCUGCUGUCCGCUGUGUUAGCUACUGUCAUGCUGAUAACAACUGCCGAUCUGUGAAUUAUCAUAAAACAGAUCAACUUUGUCAAAUGAACAAUCUGACAAGGAUGCAAUAUCCUGCUGAUUUCUUUACACACUACGGCAGUGUGUACUUUGAUGAUGAUGUACACACAUCUCUAUUCUCUGUGCCGCAGUUCAGAGGUUGUGAUGAGGUCCUUCAAGCUGGUCAUAAUGUGAGUGGUAUCUACACGAUAAUCCCAGCUGGAUUCAAUGAUGGGCUACAGGUCUACUGUGACAUGGAGACUGAUGGAGGGGGAUGGAUCGUCAUUCAGAGGCGUCAAGAUGGCAGCGUUGACUUCAGCCGCAACUGGGCUGACUACCAGGUUGGAUUUGGCAGCUUGUCUGGUGAGUUCUGGCUUGGGAAUGACAACCUACGCAGCCUGACUGAGACUGAAGGUAAGUGGCAGCUACGAAUAGACUUAGAGGACUGGGAGUAUAACACGGCCUGGGCUGAAUAUGACGACUUUCAGAUUCGUGGAGAUAACUACAAACUCCGAAUUGACUCAUACAACUCCUACAGCACUGCAGGAGACUCACUUACAAGACAUAAUAAAAUGAUGUUUUCAACUAAAGACAGGGACAAUGACAGAGGUUAA
This is a messenger RNA of Patiria miniata (bat star), 774 nucleotides long. RefSeq names its product ficolin-2-like. The record is from RefSeq and is a predicted model, not a curated record. The transcript has 2 exons. NCBI's taxonomy places the organism in Eukaryota, Metazoa, Echinodermata, Asteroidea, Valvatida, Asterinidae. Bases 1 to 774 code for a protein of 257 amino acids.